Molecule: messenger RNA, 3478 nt
Organism: Microtus oregoni (creeping vole)
Lineage: Eukaryota; Metazoa; Chordata; Mammalia; Rodentia; Cricetidae
Gene: Slc29a1
Product: solute carrier family 29 member 1 (Augustine blood group)
Exons: 15
Coding region: 371-1741 (456 amino acids)
Biological process (GO): nucleoside transmembrane transport; uridine transmembrane transport
Cellular component (GO): plasma membrane
Molecular function (GO): nucleoside transmembrane transporter activity
Source: RefSeq, a predicted model, not a curated record
ACGGGCCCGGGGCGGGCCCAGCAGAGGGCGGGUUUGAAAGCGCUCGGGCGGGCGCGGGAAGCGCGGGUCGAGAGCGCAGAUUUCGGCGCGGGAGGUGUCGUUCUCCAGCAGUGCCUAGGAAGGUGUCUGGCCGACACACAGGGACCUUCAGGAAAUACUUCUCGAAACCAUUGGAAGGAGCCAUCUGCCACCAUCAGGAGGAUCUAGCCUUCUGCCUAAGCCUGAGCCAGGACCCCCUCCUGGGGACUACCCAGGUUCCUUUGGCUCCAACUCUCCUGCCAGCGUCCUAGACGUCAACGUCGAGUCUAUCAAUCCGCAAGAGCCAGAGGAAGGGAGCUGCCGAGCAGGCCCAGCCGAUAGCACUGGAACCAUGACAACCAGUCACCAGCCUCAGGACAGGUAUAAGGCGGUAUGGCUUAUCUUCUUCGUGCUGGGCCUGGGGACAUUGCUCCCCUGGAAUUUUUUCAUGACAGCAACUCAGUAUUUCACACACCGUCUGGACCUGCCCCAGAAUAUGUCCACAGUCACUGACAAAUCAAGCCAGGACACGGAGACCUUGCCUGCUCCCACAGUGUCCGCACCAGAGCGGAGUUAUCUCAGUACCAUCUUCAACAAUGUCAUGACCUUGUGUGCCAUGUUGCCCCUGCUGCUCUUUGCCUGCCUCAACUCCUUUCUGCACCAAAGGAUCUCUCAGUCUGUUCGGAUCCUGGGUGGCCUGGUUGCUAUUCUGCUGGUGUUCCUGAUUACUGCCAUCUUGGUGAAGGUGGAGAUGGAACCACUGCCUUUCUUCAUCGUCACCAUGAUCAAGAUCGUGCUCAUUAAUUCAUUUGGUGCCGUUUUGCAAGCUAGCCUUUUUGGUCUGGCUGGCGUCCUGCCAGCCAACUACACAGCCCCCAUCAUGAGUGGCCAAGGCCUGGCUGGCUUCUUCGCCUCAGUGGCCAUGAUCUGUGCCAUUGCCAGUGGCUCCGAGCGGUCAGAAAGCGCCUUCGGCUAUUUCAUCACAGCCUGCGUAGUUGUACUUUUGGCCAUCUUCUGUUACCUGGCUCUGCCUCGGCUGGAAUUCUAUCGCUAUUACGUGCAGCUCAACCUCGAGGGGCCCUCUGAGCAGGAGACCAAGUUGGAUCUUAUCAGUAAAGGAGAGGAACCAAGAGGAGGAAGAGAGGAGUCUGGUGUUCCAGCUCCCAGCUCUCUGCCCACCAGCAAAAACCACUCUAUCAAGGCCAUACUUAAGAAUAUCUCGGUCCUGGCUCUGUCUGUCUGCUUCAACUUCACGGUCACCAUUGGCUUGUUCCCUGCUGUUACUGCCGAGGUUGAAUCCAGCAUUGCGGGCACCAGUGCCUGGAAAAAUUACUUCAUUUCUGUGGCCUGUUUCUUGAACUUCAAUGUCUUUGACUGGUUAGGCCGGAGCCUCACAGCUGUUUGCAUGUGGCCUGAUAAGGAUAGCUACUGGUUGCCGGGUUUGGUGGUCGCCAGGAUCGUGUUUAUUCCCCUGCUGUUGCUCUGCAAUGUGAAACAGCGCUACUAUCUGUCCUCCAUCUUUAAGCACGAUGCCUGGUUCAUCAUCUUCAUGGCUGCCUUUGCCUUCUCCAAUGGCUACCUUGCCAGCCUCUGUAUGUGCUUCGGGCCCAAGAAAGUCAAACCAGCUGAGGCGGAGACGGCAGGAAGCAUCAUGUCCUUCUUUCUUUGUCUGGGCCUGGCUCUGGGAGCUGUAUUGUCCUUUUUGUUAAAGGCACUUGUGUGACCAAGCAUAUGGGGACAGAUGGACCACACUGCCUGCCUGCUUCCUGCUCAGUUUCUUCCCUGCCUGGGAGAGCAGGGGUCCAGGGGUUUGCUCUUUUGGCUGACCUUGGCUUUCUUCUGGCCUUUGUUGGGCCCAGAUGCUCAUGCCCCGGGAGGAAGCCUCCUCAGAUGGACUUGGGAUUGAGGACUCAGAAUGGCAAGGGAGCACAAUCUCUUUCGGAGAGGUCUGCCUGUCCCUGCUUAAACCAAGCACUCAAGGCUCCUGGGCUGAGAGAGGUCUUCUGCCUGCCUGUCACAAGGGUGGGGUGGAGGUGGAAGGCUGACUGGUGUGUCAUGUGAUUUGUUGUUGUUCCUUCUCCCUCCUUGUCUGCCUGUUCUCCUUCUCCUCGCUCCCUGUCGUUUUACUGCCUUUUUAUACUGACAGAAACCAGGUGCCUUCAGAGGCUCUCUGAUUAAAUAAACUUUGUUUUUUGGGUUUUUUUUUUUUCUUCUCCACAGCUCCCUGUGUCCUCCCAAGGUUUAACCCCUUGGAGAGGAAGGCUGGCAGCCUGAGUCCAGGACUUGAGUGUGACCCAAGGUUGGGCCUGAGUAUAAGAGGGUAGAAGCCCUUUAGCCUCAGAAGCUGCAGUGCCCCCUGCUGGGCCACAGACAAGGGACAGGCCUGGAGCCAAGACACCCAGACUAUGGCCCAGAUCUAGAAAGACUAAAGUUUUCUUUUCUGCUCACUUUUUUUUUUUUUUUUUUUUUUUUUUUUGAGACAAGAUACAGCUCAAGCUGACCUCACAGUCCGUAAGUCCCGGAGGAUGACCUUGAGCCGUUCCUCCUGCCUUAAGUGCUGGCGUCUACUGACGAAAUCAAGGACUUCACGCAGGCUAGGCAAGCACUCUGCUAACUGAGCUACUCCCCAGCCCCUUUUCUUAUUCCAAAGGACUGGAAACGGAGGCAGCUCUAUGUCUUUCCUGUCCUCAUUGUUAUCCGCCCCUCCCCCACAGAUGCUGUCCUGGGGCCUGAAAUGAACUCUGCCAAACUGGCCAGCACCACCCCCAGCUUCUGGCCAUCCUCCCACAUCCCUGGGCAGGAAAAGGCUGAGGCCUGAGUUCUCCCUUACCCUUGGCUCCAGGCCCUGACACCGAAGCCCAGGCUGCCAGGCUUCCUGGAGAACAAGGGACCUAUGUGUCCUCAUGUUGGAGUGGGACCUUCCCUUUCUCUAACCACAUUGCGGUCUAAGGAAGGGUGGGUUGGUACGGGAUGUGAGAUCUACUCUGCCGAGGACUCGCUGUGAGUGGAGCUGAGAGACGACCUCUGGCCAUAAGCACACCUCAGCCCCAGCCCUGAGAGGUGUCUCUGCCUUUUCCCAGAAAUGCAUGAGCUUUUGCCUCCUGGCCCAGGCUGUUUACUUGCUGGUCCCUGACUGAUGACUACAGACAGAGCUGACCCUACUUUUAGGACUUCCUUUUUAAUACGGAAAUUUCAUUUAAACCAGUAGUUCUCAACCUUCCUAAUGCUUUGACCCUUUAAUACUGUUCCUCAUGUUGUGCUGACCCCUCCAACCUUAAAUUUAUUUUUGUUGCUACUUCAUAACUAUAAUUUUGUUACUGUUAUGAAUCAUAACAUAAAUAUUUGUGUUUUCCAAUGGUCUUAAGUAACCCCUCUGAAAGGGUUAUUUGAUCUCUAAAGGAGUCAUAACCCACAGGUUGGAAACCAUGGCUUUAAACAAAGGUUUCAGGCUUUCAUUUCA